Messenger RNA from Schistocerca serialis cubense, 1520 nucleotides. RefSeq names its product leucine-rich melanocyte differentiation-associated protein-like. The record is from RefSeq and is a predicted model, not a curated record. The transcript is spliced from 5 exons. NCBI's taxonomy places the organism in Eukaryota, Metazoa, Arthropoda, Insecta, Orthoptera, Acrididae. Bases 312 to 959 code for a protein of 215 amino acids.
CUGACGCAGGCAUCUACGCUUACGUCGUAAUACCGUAAGUCCGUACAGUACAAGGAACGGACACACACCCUACACUACAUGCUAUUUGGAGUACUGGAUUUACUAGCAUGUGUAAGAAAUCGUAUUAGAGGUGUGUUCUUACCGUGCGCGGUGGAAGUGGUCCCGCGGAACCGGUGGCGCACGGCUACAAGUGCGUGUGGAGCAACGAGGUAGACGACGUGACGUGACGUCGCAGCUGGCGUGGAUGGACUAGGGCAGAAAUUGCUCACGGAACAGACUGCUAUUGUUGUGUGUGUACUGUGUAGUAAGAUAUGACAUCGUUAACAAGCCAUGUUUAUGUGGAUCAGCGAGAUAAUGCUGAUAUAACACCAUAUGAGAAUGAACGGUUGUCACUUGUUGAUGAAAACCUGUCACAUAUGCCCUAUAAUGUGGUUGACAGUUAUGGAAUACUUUUGAAGAUUCUUGAUCUUACUCGUAAUAAAUUCAAGAAUCUGGACUUCUUGUCAGAAUUCCCUAACCUUACCUCUUUGAUCUUGGACCGUAAUGAGCUGGAUUCAGAAACUAUACUUCCACAUCUGCCAAAUCUGCAGCUUCUUUGGCUGAAUUAUAAUAAGGUAGAUGAAUUAUUCCCAUUCAUACGAAAUCUACAGAGAAGCUGCCCUAAUCUGAGAUUUCUUAGUAUGAUGGGAAAUCCUGCUGCUCCAAGUUACUUGAAUGGUGGAACAGUGUAUGAACAUCUUCAGUACAGAUUGUUUGUAAUAUCCUGGUUUCCUCACCUGAUUCACAUGGAUGAUCGAUACGUGACGAUUCACGAAAAGAAGGAGGCGAACAGAUUAUUCUGUCGACCCUUUUUGGAACGUUUAGCAAUGCGUGGUGGAGUGUUUGAUACUAUCAGUUCAGUACUGCUGGCUAUAGAGAGGUACUUCCAUAGAGGCCACAACCGCAGCACUGUCAUUUGAAGAGUGUAUAUCAGUAAGUGGAAACUGAAGAUGAUAACAAGUUUUAUUUCACUUAGGGAAAACAUGAUUUGUGAUCCCUCGGUGCUUGUUUGGAGUCCAUUUUCUUUUUAAUGCUAUGCACAAGGCUGUAAAUAAUGAUUUAUUUCUGCAACAAAAGGAAUCUCAGUUGAUGUUUACUGUGCUGACCUUAUGUCUACGAAAAGAAAAAAAGACUAUCCUUAAAAUCAAAUGACUGGAUAAAGAAUACAGUUGUAGCUCAAACUGACAGACAUUAGCAGCAGUUCACAUGAUAUUCCUUUAUCUCCAAAUCUGAAUAUAUCUCAUGACUGUUCUUCUUUGCACGUCUAGUUUUCAUUCCCAAAUGUUACCAAUAAACCGUAUGGAUAAAAAUCUUUAGCAAAAGAUUUUGACAGCAGUUUGAAGUGAAGUGUGUUUUUCACUGUUAUCAUUCUGUGAAAAGAUUUGUUGUUCCUGUUGUUGCACAGUGUAUUGUUGUUGCUCAAGUAAUUAUGUUAAAAGAGGAGGCAAUAAAUUUUUUUAAAUUUUUUUACUAAAAUCUGU